Saccostrea cuccullata (small rock oyster) is the source of this 2946-nucleotide messenger RNA. Its product is annotated as monocarboxylate transporter 10-like. The record is from RefSeq and is a predicted model, not a curated record. Lineage: Eukaryota; Metazoa; Mollusca; Bivalvia; Ostreida; Ostreidae. Gene Ontology annotation, biological process: transmembrane transport. Gene Ontology annotation, cellular component: membrane. Bases 32 to 1675 code for a protein of 547 amino acids. Gene Ontology annotation, molecular function: monocarboxylic acid transmembrane transporter activity. The transcript has 6 exons.
AACGUAAAGUCAUGUGUUGUACUUAAUCCUAAUGGAGAAUGAAGAGCUAAAGAACGAUAUAGCCGGAAAUGGCCACGAAAAGAUUUCAGAAAUCAACAAUGCUAAUGUCCCCACAGUUUUAAUCGAGAAGGAGGAAAAUGUGGUGCCUGACGGUGGAUGGGGCUGGUGGGUGGUGUUUGGGAGUUUCAUUUGUCACUUCAUUAUUGGGGGCCUGGAGCGCUCAUCUGGCCUGCUAUACCUCUAUUUCCUGGAGAGGUAUAAGCAAACCGCGGCCGCUACUGCAUGGGCGACAGCCAUCCCCUCAGGAAUCAGACUCUUAUUGGGUCCCAUAUGCAGCUUUCUCUGUAACAAGUUCUCCAGUAGGACAGUCGUAAUAACAGGGUCCAUCAUAUUCACCGUGACUCUGAUCAUAACGGCGUAUUCUCCAUCUUUGUACGUCAACUUUGCCGUUUUUGGAUUUAUAGGAGGUUUUGGACGUAGUUUGUCAUAUGCCCCAGCCGUCACGAUGGUGGGGACUUAUUUCAACAAGAGAAGGGGCAUUGCAAUUGGUAUGGCGACUUCUGGGGUGGGAUUCGGAUCGUUUGCCAUUCCAGCAGUUGUAGAAGUAGCAUUCCAUUUCUACGCCUUUACCGGGGGAUUUUAUAUUCUAGCGUGUUUUGCAGUCAAUUUGUGUGUCUGUGGUAUGCUGUUUAGACCUUUGGAGAAACAAAGACAACUUAUGGCUUUUGACCAAAGGAGAAAAAGUAUAAAAGAUGGUGCUGAAGUUCCACUAAAAGACACAAAAACAUUUGUAUCACAUGACAGUUUAAAUCAGCAUUCCAAUGACUUCAGUACUAGAGCGGAAUUAUCAAACGAUGAAAAGAUGGAUCUCAAAAACACGGAAACUAUGGUCGUUGUAGACAGUAGAUUUACAGGAACAAGAGAGAAAGAACCACCAUUACCCGAUAAUUCGGGCGAAGAAGAAGCAUUGCAGAACGGAUCUGUACAAAAUAGGGACAGCAACAGAAAACGUAGAUGCUGUGGUCUCUUUAAAACGGGGCCAAAAUCUUCAGGUCCAAAGAAGACAUAUCUAGAAUUUUCACUGUUGAAAGAUUAUCGCUAUCUGUGUUUUUGCUUAGCUAUUAUGAUGUUUACUCUCGCCUUCCAGUCUACCUUCGUGUUCCUUCCAGCCUAUGGCAAACAAAUAGGAACCACUGACAUGGAGGCGGCGUAUUUGGUGAUCAUCACUGGUGUUUUUGACGGGGUGGCAAGGCUUAUAUCAGGAACGGUUCUCGAUCUGAAGAACGUCAAAAGAUUCCGUGUGUAUGUAUACAACACUGUCAUGUUCUUGGUGGGAGGGGUAUCUUUUGUGAUUCCCUUUACUCGGUCUUACAGCCAGCUGUGUGUGGUGUGCGGGGUUUAUGGGUUCCUGAUAGGUACCUACAUUUCCCAGAAAUCGGUCAUCCUAGUGGACUUGCUAGGACCAGAAAAACUAGUCAACUCAUUUGGAAUUCUGAUAGCCUUUCAAGGUGUGGGGAUGCUCAUAGGUCCACCUUUGUCAGGUUUUCUGAAAGAUAAUGUUGGAGGGUAUGAAAACGCUUUUUAUGUUGGAGGUAGUGCAAUGUUUAUGGGUGCCAUCAUUUUAUUGAUAUCCAACAUUCGUCACUUAACUAUGUCUAGGAAUAAGAAACAAUGAAAGUUAUAUAUGUUCAUUGCUCACCUUAGCCAAAGGCUUAAGUGGGCUUUUUGUGGUCGAAAAGUGGCCUGUCCCUGUUCUUUUGUAUUUCAUGCAUUGUUGGUAAACUUACCAUCAAACCUCAAUAUGCAUGUGUUAUAAAUUAUUCUUUUAACUAUAUUUGUCAGAAAAAAAGAAAGUACAUGUAACCUAGGUGAGUUGUUAUAAUUAUUGAAAGAAGAUGGGCAAAUAAAGCGAGCAAAAAUGCCUAUUUUGAGGAAAAAAAUGAAUCUGAAAUAUUUUUGAUAGUUCGUUUACCAUAAACAUAUAAUUUAUGUUCAUUUAAUGUUCCUACCUAGAUAUUUUUCCCAAUAUAUCAAGGCGCUAUACUUUUCAUUAAAAAAAUCACAAAUUUCUGAAACGCUAUACUAGUACUUUAAGUAAAAUCUUGCCCAUUUCCCGAAACGUUAUAUCGUAUGUGAAAUCGAAACAUGUUACAGUGUAUUCUGUAUUUUUGUAAAAUAGAGUACAUACACCAAAGAGAGAAGAUUGAUCAAUUCUUCAAACUGGAACACAUUUUUCCUCAAAUGAAUAAAGUUUUGUUCCAUGUUUUGAAAGACUGAAUGAAAAAUUGAAACCCAGGAUUUAUUGCUUGCACUAAAAAACUAUAAAUAUCACAUUUUAAAAUCAAAAUAAAGAAUGUUUUUCUGCUGAGAGAAUUUUUACAAAAAGCAGGUUUAUUUGUCUAAAUUUUGAACCUUUUCAGUGAUUUUAUUUUUGUUUAUUAAAUUUAUAAAAUGAAUAUGAUUUUCACAUUUAAAGCUAUGUAUAGGCAUUUUGUAAGCCUUGUUCGCCCAUCUCCUUCGAAAAAUAUAUAUACUAUGAUUUAUGACGUGUUAUACACGUAUGUUUUACGUGAUAUAUAAAUUUUAUAAAAAAAUGUAUUUUUUUUUAACUGAUAUGUAUUUUCUCAAUCUUAAAUUAUGUAUAUUAUUGUUAGUAGAUUCACGAAUUUUGUUUCUCAUGCAAUGUUUACUCUCCAUGACUGUUGACUGAACUUGGUAAAAUCAUCGAGUAUUCUGGAUUUUAAAACAAGUUAGAGUAUAUUUUUAUUAUAUACUUUAUUUUUUUUUUUAGAGAAAUAUAAACUUGGUAAUCGUUAAUCAAGAUGGUUUGACAACGUUUACACAAAUUUUAUAAAUGACAAUCAUUGGUAUAAUUUGUUAUUAACACUUAUAUAUAAAUGUUGAAAACGUUCUUAAUGAAAUCAAAUAAAAAUGUUACACUUCUAA